This is a messenger RNA of Trametes versicolor FP-101664 SS1, 658 nucleotides long. RefSeq lists its product as uncharacterized. NCBI's taxonomy places the organism in Eukaryota, Fungi, Basidiomycota, Agaricomycetes, Polyporales, Polyporaceae. The record is from RefSeq and is a predicted model, not a curated record. Bases 356 to 574 code for a protein of 72 amino acids. The transcript has a single exon.
GGCAGACGAAGCAAGGAAGAUGCAGAUCUCGUCCAGAGCGCGACUUCCCGGCGACGUCGCUGCGCAUGCGAGUGGAAGCCUAUCGAAAGCGAUACCGGGAUGCUGAGAAUGGAGAGCCUGGGCCACCGGGGGCCGUUUGAACGAUGAGCGAGGGACACGGAGAGCAAGUGUGGCAUAUGGACGUGAACGCCGCUGGUCGGUUUCGGAGAGGACGUAAACCCAGCGGACCGCGAACGAGUGGUCGGCGGUAGUGGCACCGAUAUUGGACGUAACGAGCGCUAAAGGUGAUGGCACUUCCAGACUGGUCCAAACCGCAGCACAUUGUCAGGUCCUCCAGGAGGUUCCAACGCGUUUCAUGAGUUCCGGAGGUGUACAUGACAGAUCGCAGAUGUUCCCAGCAAGGUUGAAUGCCACAUCCAGAGUCCAGGGCAUGCCGAAGCGUCGUAAGACCGCACAGAAGACCAGAAGAGGCGCGACUGCGUACCGUACGUAUCACGCUGGCGCGGUCCAGGUCGGGCAUGAACUCAAAGACUGUGAAGAGUCGCUGCUGACGAUCCUGUCGAUUCGAAUAUAGGAACGUAAGUUAUCGACGCAAGCACAGGGAGAUCGGCGUCAGUUCUGGACCGCGUCGCCUUGAGAGUCGCGCAAUAGACAAGGC